UCAGUCUCACAGCCCCGAGAUCAUGACCUGAGUCAAAACCAAGAGUCGGAUGCUAAACUGACUCAGCCACCCAGGUGUCCCCCUUUUAACCUAUAUUUGUCUUUGUAUUUAAAGUGGGUUUCUCGUAGACCACAUGCAGUUGAGCUGUGUCUCUGACCCACUCUGAUGGUCAGUCUUUCCAUAGGUGCAUUUGGACCAUUGAUGGUCACAGUGAUGACUGGUAUCAUUGGGCUGAUGUCGACCACACUUGUGACUCUUCUCUAUUUGUUGCCCUUGGUCUUUGUCCUGUUUUUUGUCUUCCCCUCUUCUUCUGCUUUGCAUGGUUUUAACUGAGCAUUUUAUAUGGUUCUGUUUUCUCUCCUUUCGUAGCGUAACAGCUAAACUACUUUUUCACUGGUUUUUGUUGUUGCCCUACAGCUUGCAGUCCGUGUACAUGUAAUCCACUUCCACUUUCAAAUAACACCGUGUCAGCUUCCAAGUGGUAGGAGUGCCUUCUGGUCACGUGGUCACCCUGAGUCCGACCUCACGUGCCUCGUGUCCGCCGCCACAUGUUUCAUUACCUGCAAGUUGUGAUCAUUGACUGCCGUCGUGGCUGUUAUUGUGAAUGAACCCCUGAUAGAUGAAGAAAGAAUAAGAAAAGCACUUUUUUACUUUUCUUUCACUUAUUCUCCUCUUAUGUGGAUUUGAGUUUCUGGCCCACGUUACUUUCCUUCUCUGAGAAGAACUUCUUUUAACCUUUCUUGCAAGGUGGGCCUGCUGGCGGAUCCCCUCCAUUUUAGUCUGAGAAAGUCUUUGUUUCUCCUUCACUUUUGAAAGACGGUUUCACAGGGUGUAGAUCUAGGUUGGUGGGUUUUCUUCUCUCGGUGCUUUUAAGAAUUCACUCCACUGUCUUCCCACUCACACGGUGUCUGAGGAGACAUUCUUUGCUCCUCCGUUGGUGAGGUGUUUUUUUCCUCCAACUUCUUUCGAGACUAUCUUGGUCUUCCACUUGUGAAUAUGCUAGGCCUGGCUGUAGAUUUUUGGCGUACCGCCUUAAACCUGCUGUCCGCCGAGGGCAGGUUCAGACUGCACCCAGCAGAGCGAGUGUUCUGGAACCGGGGCCUGGCUCUGGCCCAGCAGACCCUGCAGUGUGUUCUCUCUGCAGGAAGGCUGCGUGGCUUGGACGUUCUCACUGGUUCUUGUCAGACCUGGAAGUGCUUGCUGGUGCCUGCCGCUUCCUCUGUGUGAGAAAGGAGUGGGCGGGCGCCGAGGGAGGGACCGUGCUGGCCGGGGACAGGGCUUGCAGCUGUGCUGGCCAGGCUGGGUGGGAGGCGGGUGCCAUCUGUGCCGCGCGCAGGGCUGAGUGCCCCUAGAGACAAGGAGCAGGAGUGCCGGAGGUCCCGCUCCGAGUGGCUGGCGGGGGUGUCCGAGUCUGACAGCUGCGCAAGCAGCCCAGGGAAGACCAGCCCAGAUGGUGGACUCACAGAAGCGUGGACAUCUAAUAAAAUGGUGGUUUAAGCCACUAAGUUUUGGGGUAGUUUGUUACUCAGAAGGGGCAGCUGACAGACCUCUGCCCAAGCUGGGCGGAGGCCUGUCCAGCAGGCUGCUUGCGUCACACGGUCUGUGCUUCUGGCCGAACCCCAGGGGCUGGGCGGGACUAUUCUUGCUCAUCUUGGGGCGCGUCCCCCCCGUACAGGGCCUGAUGUGAGGUGUGCACUGAGUCAGUACCUGUGGGCUGAGCGAGUACAUUCACGCCAGCGCUUUCACAGCUGCCCUCGAUGAGCCUUUCCUCACCGGUCUGCCCACACAGCAGGGCUGGGGCCUGGAGGGGGUCUGCGGGAAGUCAGCAGGUGCGUGGUGGCAGGACAUGGCUGGGUGUGGGAGAGGCCCGUGCUCUGGCAGUGCACAGCGGGACCGGUGGGCUGCGGCCUCUGGAGAGGGUCACACCUGCCCAGAUGGGGCGGGGCCGUGUGCAUCCCCCCACCGCCCCCCCGCAGGCUCGGGCUCUGAGGCUCAGGAGGACAGACAGCAGGAGAGGAAUGGCUGGGCAUGCAGUGCUGCUGGGGGGACGCGCGGCCGGGCUGCCGAGUAAGUCCAUGGCUGGGUGCACGUCAGGGCUCCACGGCGCUGGGGUCACCGUGCUGCAGCUCCAGGCCGGGCUGCCGUCUUGUUAGCCUUUUUUUUCUUCUUGAAGUUUUUCAUUUUAGCCAUUUGAAAACAGACCGUUCAGCGGCGGUAAGUACAUCCACCCUGUAGCCGUCCCACUGCCCGCCUCAAGGAUCCGUCUCAUCCUCCCAAGCUGGGACUCUGUCCUGUAAAGUGCUAACCCUCCACCCUGACCCCAGCCGCUGGUGCCCCUGCCCGCUCUCUGUGUCCGAACUUGGCUGCUCUUGAACCGCGUAAAAAGGAAUCCCACACAGUAUCUGUGUUUGGUGACGGCUGACGUCCCUGAGCGUGAUGUCAUCGGGGUUCACCCAUGUUGUAGCAGGUGUCAGAUCGUCCUUGCUUCGAUCGGCUGGAUAACAUGAGCGUUUUGUUCGUCCGGUCAUCGGUGGUGGUUGAUGGACACCGGGUGGCCUCCCCGUUAGGCUUUGUGCGCAGUGCUGCUGUGAACGCAGGUGUCCGGAUGCCAGGUGGUGACCGGUUCUUUGGGGGAUGGGCCCAGAGGUGUGACUGCUGCAUCGUAUGGUGGUUCUGUGUUUAAUUUUUUGAGACACCCCUGUACUGUCGUGCACAGCAGCCGCCCACUUUGCCAACGGCACGGGGUUCCAGGUUCUGCACUGCCUUGCCCAUGCUUGUCGCAUUCAGACAGUUGCCAGCCUAGUGACGGACAUGACCCGGGUGAGCCUGGGGCCUGCUUUGGAGCCUCUGUGAUUCGUGGGGACAAGAGCUGUGGCUCAGGGGUCAGGGGCACCCAGGGCGGUGGCACCGCAGCUGGUGGGUGGCCUGCCUGCCCCAUCCAGGGCCGGCGCAGAAGUGUCCUCGGCAGGGCCAACACCCUUCCGUCCAGGCAGUUCUCAGGCGCAGGUGGGGUCGUACGUAUCUGUGCUUUGAAAACUGAGACUCGGCAAACACAGACACACUCAGGGUUCACAGUUGUCCUGUGUCUGCUGCUGAGACCCUUUCCAGGGAGACCUUGGGGUUUGCUGUGCGGGGCUGCAGAGGGUCCGACCUCAGCCCCAGGCCCAGCAGGCGCAGCCCUUGUUUUAUGCAUUGGUCAGCCUUAGGGAUCCCCUCGUGAUUGCCUCCCCUCCUUUAGGCUUUCCAGAACCUUCCAGUUACCAGGCCCCUAUUCCUCACGUGACCACAUUUCCCCCGGGACAUGCCCCCAUGUGUCAGGCACUGCCCGUGUUUGAUCCCGCGGACUCUUCUCUGCACCUGUGACACAGAUGCGGCGCCUUCUUCGGGCCGCCGUGACAGGCCAGCUCAGAUGCCGUGGCACGUUCACCCUCACCAUCUGGAGAUCGUGGUGGCCGGGGGUGCUGGAAGCUUUGGGGCUCCUUGGCUCGUGGAAGCAUCUCCCGAUUGUGCUUGCAUUGUUACACGGCAUCGUCCCUGUGUGCCUCUGUCCACACCUCCCUGUUUUAUAAGGACACCAGUCCUAGUAGAUGUGAGCCCCCCCUAGUGACCUCAUUUUAGCUUCAUCCCAUCUGCGUAGACCCCAUUUCCAAAUAAGGUCACUUCCUCAGGUGCUGGAGGUUAGGAUGCCAGCAUGAAUUGGGGCGGGGUGAGGGGGACACGUUCAGUCCAUCACAGGAGGCAUUAGGAUCUCGCUCAUGAGAGAGAAACUGAGGCACAAAGAAUCCCUCCAUAGGCCCCACAGCUCCAGGGAGAGGCACUGGGGGCCCCCAGGUGCUCUGUGUACCUCCCCCUGUCAUGGCUUCCAGGCCCUCCCGGGUCUUGGCGGUCAGGGACUGUGGUUGGUCCUUCAGCAGCCUGCACUCCGUCUGCUGCCCUGCCCUCGGGUCCCCUGUGACUCUGGCCGAAGGUCAUGCAGUCAGGCCUCCCCCUGAGAGGGCAUCCACCUCUCAAGCUCAUGAGCCUCGAGUCUGUUCAGAGUCUCCCAGGCCCCAGGCCUCUGCUGUUGAGAAGGUGGGGCCGCGGGGCCCUCAGUCCACCACGGAGCCCCGGGUCCAUGACCACUCUGGAUCCUGGUCCGUCCUUCCCCAUGUGGAGGCUGCCACCUGCACUGGCCGUGGCCCCCAGGCUUCCUACUCUGCACUUGCGCCCCAGGGUGGCCCUAGCUCUCGGCUCCAACAGGAAAGGGCGUUCUGCCGGGGGGGACAACAGGGACUCGGGAAAAAUCCGUGGAAUCGUCUUCAGAUGACGUAAACAUCACUCUUUUUUAAAUGUUCUCUUCAGUGUUUUCUGCGUUUUCAUGCUUCCCUGCACUUCCUGGUUUUGGCUGCGGUCAAAUAGCAGAAGUACUGAAAUAUUUCUCCCGAAGCGUCUCAUGGUGCUUCUGGUCUGGCCUGAAACAGGAAGUGCUGUGAAACGUGUCUCUAGAAGUUUCUGUGUCCACCCUGGGCUCCAUGCACAUGGCCAGGGGUCCCUUCGGUGCGCUCAGACUCUCUACCCGGGAGGGAUCUGCUCCCAGCCUGGGGAAGAGCUGGUUUGGGGGAACGUAGGAGCCCGUCUGUGUCACGUCGGGGGGGGCUGCAGCACCCAGCACAGACCAGGUGCAUCGGCCAGUGGACACUCGUCCUGGUCCUGGAGGCUGAUGUCGGAGGGCCAGGUGGACAGGGCUGCUCCACCCGAGGCCUCUCCCUGGCUGGUAGAUGCUGUCCUGUGCCAUAUCCUCACACGGCCGUCCCUCUGUGCGUCUGUGCCCCCCUCAUAGGGAUGCAGUCAUAUGGGUUUAGGGCCUGUGAGUGCACCUUAACUGGAUCCCCUCUGUAGAGGCCCCGUGUCUGCUGUCCCGUUCCGGGGAGCUGGGGGCCAGGGCUCGACACAUGGGUAUUAGGGAGACACAGUUCAGCCUUCAAGACCAUCUUUGUUGUUUUUUAAGACCCUAGAGAGGCGGAAGGUGAAGCUGGUAACCAUGUUGGGUUAAACCCUAUCUUCGAUGGAGCACAGCGUGUUCUGGGGGCUGCGUGAGGCAGCCGACCAGGACCCUCCAGACCGCCCCUAGGGGCAGGACAUGCAGCUGGGAGGGCGCUGGCACCCCCGCGUCCGGAGGUUUUCAGGGGGGACGCAGAUUAUUGUUUUUAAUUUGGUGAACUACACGUAAGAGUUACCAUACAGUGAGGGCAGUCAGCGCUGCGGGGCCACGCCAGCAUCUGGUUCCAGGACCCUCAUCACCCGCCCAGCAGCCCUCUGCCUGCCUCUAGGGACUUGUCCAGCCUGGGUCGCAGUGGAUUUGGGAAACUGUUCUGGCUCCUGGAAACCCUCCUGAGCUGGUCCUCAGAGAAAAAAACUAUAGAAAGAGGCUGUCUGGGGCUUGGAUCCCAGCUCUGCCCUGACCGCUGGGACCACAGCCAGGGCCCAGGGUCCUCGUCUGUCGGUGAGCGUGGCGGAGGCGUCUGGACGUGCCGCAGACGGCCGCUCUCCCCAGAGCCCUCAGCCUUCCUCAUGCUGCCCCAUGCGGGGGGACACCUGCCCACGGGGCCCCCAGCGGGCCAUCCAGACUGCUUCUCCAGAAACCACCUCAGGGGGGCCGGGAUUGACGGAGAGGGGCUGUGCAGGUUGGGGAGACGGGUAGGGGUGGGUCCCAGGGCUCUGGAGGGGGAGUAAGCCUCCAGGUUGCCUGCAAGGCAGGGUGAGUAGGGUCUUCCUUACCCCUACCUGGUCCAUCGGCUCCCAAGCUCUGGCCACUGGAGCCCGAGCACCCAGAGCACCCCUCUGUGGGAGUGGGGGUGGGGGCGUCUGCGGUAAAGCCAUCCCUCCAGCAGCCUGGGGGGGGCAGUGCCCAGCCUGGUUUCCACCUGCCCCGCUGCUCCCACCGCAGGACCAGCACUCCGUCCGGAGCGCGGGCAGGUGACGCGGCGUCACGGGCCUCAGCUGUCUCUGUUGGAGGAAGUUGGUCCGUGUAGGGGAUUUUGAGGGGGAUUUCCAGCCAGGGACCAGCUUUUAUUGAAAGUGCUUAAUGGGUCCGAAAGAUCUGUCCUUUAGCAAAUGAGUCACCUUGGAGGAAAGAGAGCGGCCACAGCAUCUUUGGGUCCCAAGCUGGGCCCUGGCGCGGUGGCCGCAUGGGGCCAUGUCAGGCUGCCGAGGGAGGGCGAAGGCAACCUCCUCAGCCCGGCGCUUCCUCCCGGCGGGCAGGUGCCGUGUCUCGUGGUUGCUGCUGCGUGUCACCUGUGCCACGGAGGCCCACGUGUGCUUUGUUCUGCUGUAUCUGGCAUUCGAUUUGGUGAGCUGCCCCCACCACCCCUGCAAAGGCUGACAGCAGGAACCAAAGCACACGCCGGGACUGUGUGGAGCCCCCGAGAUGUGCUCCUGUGGGUGUCUGCAGGGAGAGGUGACGCUGGCCUCCAGCCCGAGCUCCAGGCCACCCCCUUGCCGGCCAAGCCCAAGGACAUCAGAACUCAGAGCUGCUGUCCCGAUGAGGGGCUUGGCCUGUGCUGCCCUUUGUGAGGCUCCCGGGAGGCCACGCUGGCUGCAGGGGUGGGCGGUGGACGUGCCGCUCACUGUCCCGUGGAUACACGGACGGUCCUUCCCCAUAGAAAAGCCCUUAGUUACCCCAAGAUGGUUCUCCCUGGUCCCAGCGGAGAAGAGCCCACUGAGGACAGCAAUGGAAGGAGAGGGAAGGAACAUCCAGGGGCUGCCUCCGAGAGCAGAGCUGCCUGGUGGUGGCGUGUUCCCGGGGCGCACGCAAACGCUCACAGACCUGGUAAUUCUGGGCGCGCGGGCCAGCACGUUUCCAACCCUGUGCGCUGCCGCUGUUCCUUCCUGACUUCCGAGUGGCCGCCUGGCAUCUUGUCAAGGGGCAUCCACGUGGAACUCCCUCCCCACCCCGUUGUUUGGACGGUGGGGUGGUGUUCAGGUUUUCCUGAUAAAAUGAAGUUGGGGGGGCGCCUGGGGGGUGAAGUCGGUUGCACCUCUGACUCUUGGUUUCAGCUUAGGUCAUGACCUCAGAGUCGUGGGAUCGAGCCUCACGUCGGGCUCCGCGCUGAGUGGGUGGUCUGCUUAGGAUUCUCUUUCUCCCUCUCCCUCCACUCCUCCCCCCAAUCUCUCUCUCUCUCUUUCUUUCUCAUAAAUAAAUCUUUAAAAAGACAAUAAAUGAAGUUACAAAGAAUGUUUUGGCCUCUGAGACUUUUCCUUCAGGGCGUUUUCUCGGAAAUGGGGUCAUGGAAUCAAGGUUAGGGACGUCUCACAGCCGAGUUGCUGAACAGAAAGUCUUAGGGUGUGAGCUGUUCUCUCGUGGAUGCUUUUGGGGCCCCUGCAGUCUUGCGGGCCUGACUCCAGGGCCCUCAUGCUCGCGGCCUUGGGCAGGAGGGUCCCCAGGGCCUUCCCUGGGGGCUUCUGCGGCGAGAUGCCCUUCUCCCGGGAAGCCCCACUCGCGGGCUGCUCCGGCCGUGGCUGUGGCCGUGGCUGGUGGCUAAUGGUGGAAGUUCCCACCGCACGUUCCCUCUGCACCCCUGGGCUUGGGUGGGUGGCCCCACCGGAGCUCAGCUGUGUCUCGUGUGGAGGGUCCUGCCAGGUUCUCAGCACACCGACUGGACUUUCUCUUGAUGUAUGGGUGGUCGGCCAGCAGGGGAAGGUGGGCUCGGCUCUCAGAGCCAAGGGCCAUGGCUGGGUCAGGACCAGGGCCGAGCUGAGCAUGGCUUUAGCGGGUGCCGUCAUCAUGUGUGUCACGGCCCACCUUCCUGCUGACUUGGGGCAAGUGGGAGCACUCAGAACUGGGUUGCGGGAGGUGCUUGGCCCCGGGGGGCUCCUGGGGCCUCCCUGGGGGUGUAGGUGGCCACCCCAUGCCUGGCCCUCCGUGUCCCUUCUCCCUGAGACUCAUGUUCCUGGAAGCUUCUGCCAACAGAGGUGCCCACCGAUGGCAGAAGACUCAGUUCCUCCGACCCCACCCGACCUGUGUCCCCCACUCUCCUUCCCCGUGCAACCCCGCCCGGCAUGCACCCUGCCACCGGCAUACCCGAGCCUCAGCCCUGGCCCCUGUGUUCACCCUGUGUUGGCCCCCCGUGGCAGAGAGGGACUCAGUGUAUUCCUUCCUCCUCACACAGCGGCCUGGCGACGCGCUGGCCAGACGUCCUCUGACCAGACCUCACUGGGCUCCUCACGUCUCUGCAUGCUGGGCUCACCCAGCAGCUUCUGGGCCUGUCCCUGCUGAGUCCCGCACCCCCCCGUGCCUGAUCCAGCGGCGUCGAACCGCGCCCCCCGCCCCCACUUGGGGGUCUCCUCUGUAUCCCCAGCACCUCCACCCCGCCUCUGCCGUCAGGAGUCCCACAUGCAGGCCCGUCCUGGGUCCGGGACAGGCCGGGGGGGGUGCUGCACCCCUUUGCUCUCACCGGGAGUUUGCUGGGGGGUGAUCGCUGAGUCCAUGUGUCCAGGCCCACGCCGAGGUCCUGGUGGUUCCUCAUGGAUGAUGUCCACGCCAGGCCUCCCAUUCGUCCCCAGGGUGUGGAACUCGGACCACGUGCUGUCCUUGUCUGUGGAGAGGCACCAAUCCUCCCUGCUACCUGAAUGUGAGCCCGGAAAGCCACCGCGCUCAGCCCAUGGGGAGCCCGGGCUUAUAAAGGGGGCUCUCGGGGGGCCACACUCCCUCCUCGACUCCUGACCCAUGGUGCACCCCCAAGUGUGGGGCUCUGGAAUUUGGCAUUCUAGCCUGAAGUCAUCACCACGGAGGGGACACUUGCUGUCCAGAACCCCCGUGUGUCCCUGCUUGGGGCCCCUGUUUCUUCAUUUCCCCCAACGAUGCGAGGAAACCCAGAGGGACGCCUCUGUGAGUGGCAGGGGCAGGGGAGACGCCGCCCGUCCUCCAGGACUCAGACCCAGGGCCACGCCAGGGCCGCGCCAGGGCCACCUGUCCUCAAAGCUGUGCUGUAAUUCACUAGCAGUCACCUUGGGGCCGCCCUUCCCAGGACCCCCAUCCCCUCCACCUCUCCUGGGCUGGGGCCACCUGGCUCAGUGGGGCCCCUGAGCUUGUAGAGGUCAAGGGGACACGUCAGCCCCCCAGUUCCCAGGGUCCACCUCUUCCAGCAAGUCCCUGACCUCCACCCCACAGCAUCAGGUCACCCUGGUCCGCACUGGGUGCCACACGGGCCCCUCACACUUUGAGUCCAGCUGCAGCCACACCCCAGCCUGGCUCCGGCCUGUUCCUCUCCGCUGGAGGACAGGAUGUCCCCCAGAGUGGCAGUGAGGCCCAUGCUGCCUGGAACAGCCCCGGGGUAAGCAGGCAGGAAGCGGGGGCUCCUCAUGGGGCACAGAAUGCUGUCCCCCAGGCCUCAGGAGGGACCCCGAGGAGAGACACCCUCUUGUAGGCAGUGCAGGAGGGACCCCGUGGGUGGAGAGACAGGGAUGGCCUGACCCUGGGGCAGCCUGUGCCAGGACAGCCGCCACAAGGGGGCCCUGCUGGAGGCCGCCUGGUGGGCAGCGUUCACCCUGCUGACCCCACACCCCCCACCGAGCACCCUGCCACAUUGUUCUGGGGCCAUGACCCCCACCUGCCUGGACCCACAAGCUCCUCCAGGGUUGGGGCGAGCCAAGGGACAGAGCCCAGGCCACGGGCCAUGGUGGACUGGGAGGCCGCCCUGGAGAGAAAUGGGAAGAAACCCCGAGAACACCCGGAAUGGGGGCGGCUGACUUCGCACGUCCCGGGCCCAUGUCGGCUCCUCUUGGACCUAAAAGUCUGAGGCCACAGUCUCAGGAAAUAUUCAGGAAGUCCUGGGAGGCCUGAAUUUCAGGAUGACUGAGCUGGCAGCUUUCAGCCGGGACUGAGCGGAAGUCCCCCCACCCCCAGCCCCGCGGCGGCCCAGUGACAGGAGCGGCCAGGGCCCCGGUUCCCCUUUCGGCCCUUCCCCAUGCACAGGCAGCCUUGUGCGGCCACAUGCGCGGGGGUGACGUGCCUGGGGUUUCUGGGUCAGAACAUGGGCGAUAGCUCCCACGUUCCGUUGUCAAGUUUCCUUCCUGAACCAGUGUUAACCUCAUUCCGACUGUGGCAAAACACACCGUGUCAAAGGUACUGCUCUGACCGUUUCAAGUGAACAGUUUGGUGACACUCGGCACCUUCGCGCAGUCAGGCGGCCGUCCCCACAGUCCAAGUGCAGACUCUGCCACCUGCCCGCUGAGCCCUGCCCCCAGGCCGCCCCCCGCCGUCCACUCGCCCGGGCCCUCGCUCCUCUGGCGGCCUCCUGUGAGUGGACCACACCGCGUGGCCUUCGGUGGCUGGCACAUCUCACUUGUGCGUGGCAGCAGGUGCCAGGACUUCUUCCUCGUCGAGGUUGACAUUUCCUCCUGCGGACGGACCACAGUUCUCCCUUCUUCCACGGGCGCCCACGGGCCGCCUCCACAUCCUGGCCGCCGUGAAUGACGCUGCUGAGAGCAGGGCUGUGCAGAUGCGUCUUUGAGAUCCUGCUUUCACUUCUUUUGGAUGAAUACCCAGAAGUGGAAUUUCUGGGUCAUAGGCUGGCUCUAUUUUUAAUGUUUUGAGGAACCGCCAUUGCUGUCUCCACGGCGGCUGGGCCCCUCGACGCUCCACCAGCCGUGCGCGGGGCUCCACAUUCUCGGCGUCCGCACCAGUUCCUGUUGCCUUCUGUUUCUGCUUUAAAGCCGUGGCCGUCCGCAUGGGCGUGUGCUGUGGGAACCGUGACAUGCGUGUAGGAAAGUCGAAGGCCUGGGGGAGUGAGCGCACACACCUUCCCCCUGUUCGCUUUGCCGCUCUCCCACCUGACAUGUACGUUAUUUUUUGACGUACAGUUUUGAAAGCUGUGGACAUUUGGACACUUCUCCUGGGAUAAGGAGGAUGUCCUAACGGCCUCCCUGCCCUGGAACAUUCCGUAGGAGUGCCCACGGGCAUGUCUCUGCGCUUCCCCAAGUGCUUCCCAGCUCCAUGCCGGCUCCUGCCAGCUUCUCGGAGCCUGGACUCCAUUCUUGAGGACGUUCACUUUGCUGAAGACAGCGACCCGCGCUCUGGGCCUCACUGCCCCUCCGGGGUCCCCUCCCCGGCUUCCUGGAACCUGGAGGGUGGGUCUAGAGCCGCCCUUCCGAACCUUAACUCCACCCUCCAGGGAUGUGCUGCCCUCCAGGGACGGCAAGGCUUCACGUGGAGCAGGGUGCUGCUGGGCCCCGCCACGCAGAGGGGGCUGCCCCGAAUGUCAGGGGUGCUGAGGACAAGCUCCCAGUCCAGCGGCUCGCCGAGCUCCGCGUGGAGCGUCUCCGGCCGGGCCCCGUGGGUGCUGUGGGUGCUUGCUCUCAGGAGACGGGUGCCUGGCAUGGGGCCCCCGACUCUGGCCUCCUGGCCGCGGGGCUGGGACCACUCCCUGGUGCAGGCGCACUACGGAGUCCCGCGGGGCGCCCCGCCGCAGCCCCCAUCAGCCCUUCUUGGUGGCCUCCGCCGCCACCACCGGUCCCAGGACAAGGCGGGAGUCCCGGUGGGGGCUCCAGGGGACUGUGUUCUGGUUUCAUGGGCGCCCCUGUUUACUGGCUGGCCUUCCUCCAUGAGGAAGAGCCCUUCCUUUGGUUCCCCUUCUUUCCAGCCUCUUUUGUUUUUUGUUUGGUUUUGGUUUUAGAUUUAAUAAAAUUUCUCCCUGGAUGUGUGGGUUUUUAUUCCUUCAAGGUGUUAAUAGCGAACUACAGCCGUGAUUCUGUGUGGAGCUCAGCGUGUCCAAAGCUCGGCCACUGACGUGGCGUUCCGGUCCGUUCCAGAGGCCCUGCGCCCUCCCAGCCUCACCGGACCCGUUGUGGGCUUGGAUUUGCCACUUAUCCGGUUCCUCCCGGUGACCUUUCAGACCAGGCCCCGGGCCAGACCACACGUGACCAGUGACCGGCAGCAUGCUUUCUAGGUUAUUCGUGGGACCCGCCGUACAGAAUGUGUAGCUAAGGUGUCGGGGCCUUUGCAGGCGCUGUGGACGUUUCCCUAUGAUGCAUCGUGUCGGGAGGGCUGCUAACCCCGCUCGCGCUGUAUCUGUGUCACCUCUGUCGUGUUCUGAAACUCUCGGUUUCUAAGAAAGUCACUGUAUUACUCAAUCGCUUCGUCUCCCGGAGGACCUGUUUGCGCGGCCACAGCCCCGAACCCGGCGGCUUUCCUCGAGCUCUGGGGGCCUGGCUCCUCACCGGCCGCCGCCGCCGGGCCGGGGCCACAACCCAGUGCGUGCGUGUCGUGCACAGACACAUGUCUGAACAGACCUGUGAUGGGGUUGGGGAUUAUUUGAAAUUUAACUCUUUCCUCAAAAUGCCAGGAGUAAUACCUCUCAUGUGGAUUUUUUUCUCUCAAAUCUUGAGAGUAUUUUGACAAUGUGAGUGUUUUCGGGUACCGCACCUCAGCCCUCAGGGGCAGGGGCUCUGCCGUGUGCCCGCCGGCCUGGCGCCUGCUCCCUGCCCCCCCGCGGUGCUCCAGUGCGACCGUGCUGGUGGCCACGCCGGCUCCCCAGACCAGUGUGCUGCUCCACGUGCCUGCAGCCUGGCCCCAACCUGCCCGCGUGUUCCAGGGGCUCCCUCGGGUCCGUGCAGGGAUGCAGCAGGCCCGGCCGGGGCCCUGGGCUUUCUGCUGUCAUCCUGCUGAGGCCCGCAUCGGGGCUGGCGUUCACGGCAGCGCGUGUCCGUGACCCCCCGGCUGCCUGUCCUCGCCAUCUGUCCAUGCUCCCUCCUAGGUCUGCGUCAGUAGGGACAUGUGGGUGGCCCGGGCUUUCUUUUCCCAAGCUGCUUCCCUUUGGGGGGCAUUUCCUGCUGAGUCAGCCUGGCACGGCGAGGGGCCAGGCAGGACCACUUCACUCUGAGUGAGCGCCAUCCUCUGUGCUGUGCGGCCUGGGGCAGGCUGCCCACUGCUCUGGGCCUCAACUCCCUCACCUAUGAAAUGGGGAGAAUCAAGGAGCUAUUUCUGGAGGUGCUUAGAGGUUAGGGCAGGUGAGGCCAGGGCUGCAGGUGAGGGGCGUGGAGGGUGUCAGGAUGUGAGGAUGUGGCCAGGUUAUCAGCAAGUGGACUCCAGAGAACAUGGCAGGUGUCCACUGUCACUGCCCACGAGUGGAUGCCACCCCCUGGGCACAGGCAGGAGGGGGGCAGGCAGGUGUGGCGACAGGAGGAGAGCUGCCCUGGGGGCCAGAGCAGAGGGAGAUCGUGGGAUGGGGGCAAGCUCUGUCUGGUGGAUCUGGGGAGCUGCCAGGAGCCAGAGCAGGGAGGGACACGGUGGAAUGGCAUCUGGAGGUCCCCUGGCAGCCGUGGAGGGACGCCAAGGUGAGGGCUGGGAAGAGUCGGCCUGAGAAUAUCAACUGGCAGAAAUGAGGGGCUGUGGGGGUGCUAGUUCUGGGGUUGUUGGGGUUUGGCUCUCACCAAGGUACAUCUGAGAUGACAUCGGGGGCUGGGUUGCUGAUUUUGGAGUCUUUCCUGGAGAGAAGCAGCAGGGAGAGAGUGUGAGAGGGCGGGCCGCAAGCAGGGUGGGGGCCGGUGGUCUGAGAGGACCCUGUGUCCUGGGCCUAAUAGGAGAGGAGGCUGCGGUGGGAGACUCUGGUCAGUGGGGUCACUUUGGGAGAACACACGUGAGUUCUGUGUGGGCCCCACGGAUCUAGGGGGACCCUGACCUCAAGGGCAGGGACCAGAGUGGGAGGGGUGUCCAUCUGCUGUGGGGACGAUGAAGGGGCUUAUGGAGGUCCUGCCUGGAAGGAGGAGGCAGGAGCUCAGGCCCCGUCCAGUGGGCACAUGGGGGGCAGGAACAAAGUGCCCACUGCUGUCAGCCUGCAAAGGGGUGGCAGGGAGGCCCAGGCUUCCUCUCCCCUGAGCUUGGCGCCCCCUCUGGUGGGGGGCUCCUCCGAGAGGGUCCAGAGCCCUUGCGCCCUGCCUCGCCCCCCUUCGCAGACCCCAGGCUCCCUUCACCACGAUGACCCCAGGCACACCUGUCUCACAAGAGUGAGAGCACCGUAGCCAACGCGGACGGGGACUCUGGCACACGAGCGCUCCUGUGCCCCACGCCCCAGCCAUGCCCCAGCCACGGCUGCGCUCUCUGUGGAGCCCCCAGGGCAGGCCAGGACGCGGGAACGUGUGGCCGCUUGCCCUGGUGAAUGAACUUGGCUAGACCGCCGUAUCGGAGAGCUGCAGCGUGGCCUCGCCGUGCAGCGGGUGGGGGCGGGACCCCCAGGGCCUCUCUUCCCCUCUCCAGGGCACAUGCCCUGCACCUCCCUCCACUCCAGACUUCUCUGUGACCCCCACCCAGGUUCCUGAGCCCCUCCCCAGCUCAGAGCCCCACUGUCCACGGACACCUGCCCUGCCCCACGCGCUUGGCGCCUCCCUCCUGCACCCACGGGUUGGGGGCAGCUGGUGACCUCGAGCCCCAGACCUCCAUGGGCACUGUGCCCUGCUCUGCAACUGCUCUCUAUCCCUGCCUGGUCCUCUUGCGUUCAGAGUUGGGGUCACUUCCCGGACAGCGAUCCCACUCUCGGGGCCUGAGCACCCUUGCUUUGCCCCCUGCCCCUUGCUGGCUACAGUGAGUCUGCUGUUCCCUGGCCCCAUGGGCCUCACCCUCGUCCCUGAAGUUCACGGCAUGACUACGGGCUGGCCACGCGCGGGCAGACGAGCACUGUCUCUGUAGGGGAGGCCCGUGGGGUUGCAGGGUCGCCCCACUCCCCUGCCCUGGGAGCAGCUGGAGCCCUGGCCUCCAUGUCGAGCUCCUUGGGCCUGACCUUGCCAGGCCUGGCUUGAGGCCCAUUUUCCCUCGUUGACUGUGCUCUGGGAAUUUCCUGGUCAGGCUCCUUGCCACAGACACAGCCCCUGGGGAAACCCCGUGUGAAAGUGGAGUCGCCCAGGUCAGCGGGGAGAGUGCUGGCUAAAGCAGGGCUGGGAGGGGACACCUGCCCUCCUGGGAGAUGAAGGGAGGUGCCUCUUCACACCAGGGUGGAGUGUGUGCCCAGCUCUCACUCUCAAAGGCCCAUCCCUUCAGGCCAUGCCCAGCCUGCCUGGACCUGGCACCUCUCUGAGCUCAGCCGCUCUGCUUUCCAGGCACCUCUGUGCCCCCCGGACUUUGAUGGGCUGUCCCGGUGCCUCCUUCCCGAGGGCCUGUGCUGGGAGGGGUCUAGCACCGCGUGGACGCCCAUCACGGGCUCAUUGGAUGAAAGUCAGUGAACAGCAGCAUAGACUCCUUGAACUUGAAGAGAGCAAAGCUCAAAGGAAAGGGCAUUGUGGCCACGAGAGGGACUCUGGUGGUGGGGGGGUCUAGGAGGGCUGGAGCUGGGGGCUGGGACUAGGUAGCCUUACAAGGCUCCAGGGGGAUGCUGAGGCCCAGAGACGCUGUGAGGCCAGGGCUGAGAAGGAGGAGGGGCUGAGCAUGUUUCCUGCGCGCGUGUCAAGCUCCUCCAGGGAACUGUCCCCGAGCAGUGUCCCUAGGGGCCGCCAUACUGGCUGAAGCCCAGGACGCCGUCCUGUUCUAUCUCCUUGCCCUGACCCCCAAAUAUACCUGCUUCGAGGCCCCUUUCUGCAGGGACCUCUGGUUCCUGGAAGGUAACUGCAGACCCCAUUGCCCCAGGAAAGCUCUAGAAGUCUUGAGGGAGGCUGGGAUUCUAGCGCCCCGUGGUGGGGCAUGUGAGAUGCCCCCUUACCUCUUCUAGUGUGGCCCGUCCAGUGAGGGCCCCUCUCCCAGGAGCCUGAUGGCCACCAGGGCUGCAUUAGGGGGUGUGAUGGGCACCGGGGUGCCUGUCAGACUCUCAGGCUCUCAGGAGAGAAAAAUCCCCUUUCCCACUCAGGCUAAACUGAGCCUCGUGGAAAUGUCGGGCAGGAGCGGGGCUCCGUAGGGACUUUCCUGGGAAGCGGCAGGGGACUUGCCCUGGCUUUUCGUUUCUCCACGUGGGAGCCUGACCCUGAGAUAGGUCGGGCUGGGAGGAAGUGAGCUGUGGGUGGCACCGAGCCGGGGGGCGGAGGGCAAUGUCCUGCCAAGGGAAAUACUGCAGCCCAGACAAGGGCCAUAAACCAGGGGUGGGGACGUCCGCCACCCUGCUGGCCAGGGCACCGUGUGCGGAUUUUGGAGUCCUGGCCUGGUUGGGGGCACACCCCCUGGGUGUUGGGUCGGUGGGUAAGGAGCCCCAAAGCCGGCCCGGUAGCUGGGGCUUCCCCCCUGGGACAGGAGCAGGCUGGCCCCUCCACACGCCGGGACUGUUUCCUCCAUAGAACACGCAGCCUCUGGUUGCUGGGAUGCGGAUGGGUUUGGGUGGGCAGUGGGGGUCGGGUACUCUGUCCCCUCUGGCCACUAGGACUCCUGCCCCAGAACCCCCCACCCUUUCCCGCUGUGGUGUGGGCCUGCCGCUGCCCGACGCAUCCCACCCCAGGAGUGGGGGUCCCAGGGCACACGUGGCAUCCCAGCACCUGGGACCAGGUGGCAGACCCAUUAGCGGGCAGGGUAGGUGCUCUAGGCCCAUGGGAGCGGGUGUCGAGCCCCUGGCAGAGGAAGCCACAGCCGGUGCUGUGGGGUCCUCAGGUCUCAGGUGAGGAAGGCCCCGAAUCCCACUGGGAAGUAGGGCAUGCCGCCUUGUGGGGGUGAACCAGCCUCCUCCCAAGGCAGUCUUCCCAUGGGGCCUGGACAGCGGCGUGCCAUCAUUAGAGGGACACCUGUUGAGUUCUGUAAAAUAACCAACCCGGAGAAGAACUUAGAGGACACGCCUUUAAACCUGCCUGUGGGAGACCCCGUGUGCUCCAGGGGUGGCCCAGACGCGCCGGCUCCAGGCCGGGUUCCCACCCCCCUCCCCAGACCGUGCCCAGGGCCGUUAACGCCCCAGCUCUGCGUGUCCUGCGUGUGUCCUCCACGCGCACAGCCCUCCUGAGAGACAGCAGGGGUUUUACCUUCAUCCUCCAUGGGGAGCUCUCGGGACAGGAGGGGGAGCCCUCAGACGGAAGGGGGAGCCGCUGGCCCGCACUGCCGAGCCCAACCAGGUAACAAGUGUGAAGUGUGUCAUUCCGAGAGCAGUGCGUGCUCGUGUGUGGGGCUGUGACAUGGAGGUAAAUAUCGCCUACACCUUGGGAUAGGUUUGAUCCCCAAAUCAAGCCCACUGUAGUACCAUUUUAAGUGACGACUUCAGGAACGGCAUUGGCGUUAAGAGCAGUGGGAAGGGGCGUGGGAGCCGCGCCUGUCUGCGCUUGCGGUCAGACCUCACAGCAGUCACCCUGUUCGCGUCCUGCUCCUGGGUCCCACUUAUCCUUCCCGAUGCCGUCCCGCCAGCCAGGGGCUCACGGGGCCCUUCCCCAGGGUGAGGGUGGCAGGGGCGGUGUCCUGAGUGCUGACGGAGGGGCUGGACCUUCGUUUGAGUUUCCUGCAGAGAUGAAAACAUCUCGAAUAAGAAAGCUGCUGCUUGCGGACUUGAAGGGGCCAGGGUGGUGGACGUGAUUCAUUCCUCCCAUUAUUUGAUGGGCAGAAAGAAGGUUCUAGGAUGAGCCUUGGUGUGGACAAAGAGGAACUGAACGCCUGCGCCCCUCACCAGCCCCAUGCCCACCCCUGAUGUCCAUCUGGCUCCAGGGACGGGAAGCCCGGCCAUCACAGUCCUGUCCACGGCAGCACUGCUCGGGAGUGACGGACACCAGUCACCUGUGGAGCUGUUGGUGCUGGCUCUGCGGGUCUCAGGCUACUCCCCGAUUCCCAGGCUGCUGUCCUCGGUCCACACCACGGGCAGCACACCAGGCUCACACUCCACGCCACCCUCUCCUCCAACAGGAUCUGAUUCCACCCCCGGCCUGGGCCCAACAGGUGCUCCUGUCCCUGCCCCAGGCCCUGGUCACGCUUAAUGCCUGCCUUGUGUGUGUAUCUGUGUGCAUGUCUGAGUGUGUGUGCGUGUCUGAGUGUGUGUAUCUGUGUGCACGUCUGUGUGCA
Molecule: messenger RNA, 17917 nt
Organism: Ailuropoda melanoleuca (giant panda)
Lineage: Eukaryota; Metazoa; Chordata; Mammalia; Carnivora; Ursidae
Exons: 2
Coding region: 7343-8254 (303 amino acids)
Source: RefSeq, a predicted model, not a curated record